AUGCCGGUCACGGUGUCAAGUGGCAGCGGCAGCUGUGGAGCGGCUUUGGUGGUUGCAGUGAGGAUAUUGUUCUUAUCAAGGAGGGUAGGAGGACUAUUUGCGGGCUAUGGAACUUAUCUGAUGGCCCCCUUUUUUUUCUGCACCAGUCGCAUGUUACUCAGGAAUUGGGAUACAGGCACCUGUUGUAUUAGAAAUCUCCCCUAUAUUCCAGUCAUCAAUUAA
This is a messenger RNA of Histoplasma mississippiense, 222 nucleotides long. RefSeq lists its product with no specific name. The transcript is spliced from 6 exons. The record is from RefSeq and is a predicted model, not a curated record. NCBI's taxonomy places the organism in Eukaryota, Fungi, Ascomycota, Eurotiomycetes, Onygenales, Ajellomycetaceae. Bases 1 to 222 code for a protein of 73 amino acids.